UAAGUGAUCAACUUUUGCUUGAAAUGGAGACCUCUAUUCUUGAAGUGUUGGAGCAAGAGGAAAAUAAUGAGACACAUAUACCUGAUAUUUUCUUAAAAUGUUCUCUCUUGUCUAACCUACUAUACGGUUAUUUCUUCAUAAGCCCUCCAAUCAGACUUGUAGAAUUGGAGGGGGAAAACAGAGGAUUAAAGAGUAGCAUGAAAGCUUAGCGUUGAUGUGGAGCGGAGCGGGUCACAGGUGUCCAUAAUGGUUUUUAGGGCAAUUUCGAAAUUUCCCCCAAUUUGUAAGGGUACCAUUGGUUUCGGUAUCCUUUUUUCGCUAUUGUUAACUUUAACUUUCAAGUUUCAUCAAAGAAACAUAGAUAGCGACGUACUUUGCUUCACCAUCGUAUCCAAUCCAAAGUUCCAGCUUCGAUGCCGCACCGCCAUGCACUACCCGUUCACUUUGUUUCAGGAAAAAAAAUGUUUCAUUUUGUUUGAAAUUAAGCCAAUACUUGCAAGUGAUGGUUGAUAAGGCUGCCAGUAUCAUUAAAAAAGACAGCUCCCACGGGGCCAGUUGCUCAAGUUAAUGUUCCUAAAUGUGAGGAUACGGGUUCUCUUGCUGCUUCUGUUCGUUGUUUUCUUUCAUCACCUAUAUUUUGUGAAUGGAGGGAUCAAAAUUCGGACUUUGUUCCAUUUGGCAAGGUUAUCACAUCUGUGGAGACACUUUUGAAAGAAUUUGUAAAUCUAUAUGAUGGUUAUUCUCAACAUUUGACGAGUCUUCAGUCCGAUAUGAUCAUGCAAAAUACAGCUUCUACUGAUAGUUUGCAAAGUUCUUGUUCAUAUGAAAUAAGUAAAAGCAGGAUUGUAGAUAUCGAGUUGGAUGUUAACGACGAUUCAAGAGAUGUGGAUAGCUUACUUGUCAAAAAAUUUGGAAGUGGCGUGUCAUCUUCUGUAGAGAAUUGGAAAGUUGGCAUGAUAUCACUUAUUUCCUUUUUUUUCUCAGCUUCACCUAAACUGACGUGGGAUACGCUCUACAAACUAAUGGAGAAAGAGUACGAUCCCAAGGUGCGUGGACAAAUAUUGCAUCAUCUCUGUGAACAUCCUCAUUGCGUGGACAAAUAUUCUACAAGAUUAAUAGAUUUGGUUAAUGUAAUGAGCGGUAUCAUUACAGAGCAAGUUGGACUUACGCUUGCCUGUGGGAAUGUGUUGACUUCUACCCAUGCUUUACUAUCUAAAUUAUUCUCCCUUGAUGCUGUUGGUAAGGAGAAAUGCGGCCCAUACUUAAGUGAAGUGACAACUAAACAGCUUUCCUGCGUGUUUCCUAUACCAUCCAAUGCUGCCCGACAAAUUUUCCUGUAAGAGCACCACAACCAGCAGAGGAAUAUCCUGAUCUAUGCAACCACAAAGUUGUAGGAUAUAAGCCCGUUUAUGUGUUAAAACCAACUUGCAUGUUUUAAUUAAUGCUUGGUCUUUUCCUCACUGCACAUGAUGACACACCUGGUGAGUUUGGCAACCGAUUUUUCUGCCUACCAGUUUGCCCGACGAAAUUAGUCCUCGUUCUUACUUUCGUAUUUUAGGAUGUGGGUACCCACCAUUAUGCUUUGAAAACUGUAUUUCAUCGCCGUUUAAUGUUGUUAUCUCUCCUUUGACUGAUUAUGGCUUCAUCUGGUAUUCAUGAUCCUCUGAAGGCUAUUCAACUAAUUAUGAAAAUUUUCUUUGUUGGUUUGAGCAUUGGAUGUCCUCUUGAUGUAUUGCUUUGGUUGCACAAAUAUGCAAUUUAUUUUCCUUCAUAUCUCAGUCACCUUCCCUUGGUCUCUUGGUUCUUGAUUUUGGUGCGACUACCAUAUCGUUUGUAAUACGAAUCUUUUCUCCUCUCUUUCUAAUCUAGUUAUUUACCUGGUUUGACCGAUGAGAAGUCUUACAUUGGGUGAGAUAUGGCUUGACAAUGUGCGUAUAAGUGUUGAGUCUUCACCUUAAAAGUCAGUUUUGUAGGAGUUGAGUUAGACCCUACCAUUUUGGUUAUUGGGGUUUUGAGAGAGCUUGCUAUCUCUUAAAUUGCAUGCUCUCCCCUAUCCAUGACGACAAAGUUCCACACUCUUAAAGACUUAAACACACAUUUUCUCCACAAUCUCUAUCCUGAUAAAAACUCCCAGCUCGAUACGUUGCUGUUGCCGUACUCGGAAAACAGAUAUGAGAAGAACAGUGGAGAAGAAACUCCUAGUAACUGAACCGAGAUGGGCAGAGAACCUGGCUGUCAUUGCCACAGUGCUGGCUGGUCUUUGCAGAAACACAGAACAGAGUGUUGUAAACCUCCUAGAAACAGAGCCGAGAAAGGCUGGGAACUGGAAUUCACUAGAGGUUAGGGAUGAAGAAUGAAGUCUAUUGAUUAAGAAAACAGUUUUUAAGGCACUGAUAGAGGCUUAAAAACUUCUAUAUUAGGAACAACUUCUAUAUUGUAAGGGACGAGAGAGGCUUUAACAUAAAGAGAUAAGCCCAGUUUAGAUAAACCUAGUGGUUGAUGCCUAAAUCAGCCAAGUAUUUAGAUUUUACUCAGAAACUCACCUCACCAAUCUGAUAGGAAGGCUUUGAUGAGUAAGUUAAACUUUUAUUCCACCAUGCUUUAGAAUUGUUUAAAAUGGUAAAGGCAUCGGACUCUGUUUUCAGAAGAUAAAUCCAAGUGAAUUGAGUAAAUGCAUCAGAACUCGGUAAAUUCAAAUUCUCUCUCUCUUCUCUCUCUCUCUCUCUCUCUCUCUCUCCUCAAUAAAUACAAAGCAUAAUGUAGACAAUAUAUUUGAUACAUUUCAAAGUUAUGAAUACACUACAUGCACUAAUUCGUUUAAAUAGACUAUUCUAUACUUAGCUCCCAUUGGGAUUUGGCUUAUUUUUUAGCUUAUGGAAAUAGCUUACGAAAAUAAAUAAGCUUUUGUGUUAAUUCAUAAGGUUUCACUGACAAAAAUUGUAUUUUUAUAAGAUGUUUUCUCAUAAACUACCUUGAAAAACUUAUAAUAAUACAUAAAAGCUUAUUUAUUCGCUUAAGUUGUUUCGCAUAAGCUAAAAAAUAAGCCAAUCCAAACGGGCUCUUAAUGAGCCUGAUUAAUGGACGAAAUACAAUUAUUAUAAAUAAUUACACAUGUACCUUAUUUACAACACAAACAAUUUUUUCCUUUUAGUUAUCAGCUCAGCUCGUACAUGCUUACUGGCGAUUUCUAUAAUAGUACAUAUUUUCAUUAUUUUGUCCUAACUGUAGCUUUGCACUCUGUUUUAUAUCUUAGCAAGGUGCUUCUGUUCAUCAGGGACAUAGUUUUGAAAUGAACAUGGUUUAUUGUUAUAUAUUAAUGUUAUUAUUAUUAUUAUUAUUAUUAUUAUUAUUAUUAAUUUAAUUAACUGUUA
Messenger RNA from Trifolium pratense (red clover), 3371 nucleotides. Its product is annotated as serine/threonine-protein kinase ATM-like. Gene Ontology annotation, molecular function: protein serine/threonine kinase activity. The record is from RefSeq and is a predicted model, not a curated record. The coding region runs from base 771 to 1340 and encodes 189 amino acids. The transcript has 6 exons. Gene Ontology annotation, biological process: DNA damage response. NCBI's taxonomy places the organism in Eukaryota, Viridiplantae, Streptophyta, Magnoliopsida, Fabales, Fabaceae.